Amoebophrya sp. A120 is the source of this 1789-nucleotide messenger RNA. The record is from the annotation of a GenBank genome assembly. NCBI's taxonomy places the organism in Eukaryota, Dinophyceae, Syndiniales, Amoebophryaceae.
UAUCGGGAUCGCGCGAGCGCGUUCGAUAUAGGGCUUUCUGGUAUGAAAGAGAAAGAGAAUAAAGGUCGAGGACCUGAAAACUAUAUCUAUCAAAGUGCGCAUGUUUCAGAAUAUUCGGUACUGAUAUGCGUACUGGCGCGUGGUGCGUUUUUUGUUCCAUUUUGUUUUUGAUUGCCCUAAAAACAAAAAGCAUGUAAUCAUCGAUUCGAGAUCAAGGCAGACACUGACAGAUCCGGAACGUCCAUAUUCUUGAAACAAAGUCAAGCGAAAAACUAUGUCCUCGGUCGGCACAAAUAAGAAGAUCCACCAUGUGAUCAGAAUUUCAUAAAAUGAUGCCAAUGCAGCCCGGAAUGUUGUUGAUCUCUCUUUUUAAUUUCAAGGUUGUCCUUUGUCCAGCGAGCUUGAAAACCUUUUCCACACACAGCGAAUUUGACACUUUUCGAGUUACGACACUUCCUCUGUGCUUCGCCUGCUGCAAUAGGCUAGCAUCUUUUCAUGCUUUAUUUCUUCUAACAACUCUGACCCGCAAACACACUUUCGUUGUUACCCCCUGUUUUCCCAUCUUUUCGAGAAGCGAAAUCCAAAGAAAAAUGGUCCUCUUCUACACGUGCCAGACCGACCCGAAGUGGGUGGUUUAUUGCGGGGUUGACAAAUUUGAAAACGAAAAGCUUCUCCAGAACGGCUUUCCCGAGGACCUUUGGUUCCAUGUGAACAACCUGUCUUCCGCGCACGUGUACCUCAGAAUACCGACCGACAAAUGGCGAAUACUACUUGACCGCUGCUAUCCCCCGCACGGUAUCCCCGGAAAGGGCGAGCAGGGGCUCGCCCGCCUAACAGAGGAGGACUAUCGUAUUGAAGAUGAUGGUUAUUUUUGUUGGUGGUGCUGAAUGAUGGCGGAUACCGGCAUGCGUGUGCAUCUGUUUGUGCGUGCGUUUUGAACUUCACAACUUUUUGCAAAUGCUUCUCCAAACACUCUACAGGCUCCGUGAUACCGGACGACAUAAUACACGAGAUGUGCGUUUUGGUGAAAGGGAAUUCCAUCAGCGGCAGCAAGCAAGCAGAGGUACGCGACGUUUAAGUUUUGUCGCAACUAAGCAAGUAGAUGAAUGUGAUGAAAAGACUUCCCUGACGCAAAGCGGUCUUUGCUACAGCCUCUUUUUCUAGUGGCUAGAACUACAUCGAUCGAAUCAAAAUCCAAAUAUCAGGUCGACAUCGUGUGGACCCCUUUCGCAAAUCUUCGCAAAGACCAACAGACCAUGGACACCGGAACGGUUGGUUUUGUGAACGAAAAGCAAACCUGGUACAAGAAAAACGUCCCAACGUGCAAGGAGCUGCUGAAAAAGCUGGAAAAGUCGAAGAAGGACAUAGACGUCGACUUGCCGGCGAAACUGGACGAGCGGCUCAAGGAGGAAAUUAGCUAUCGGAAAAGGAAGAUCGCAGCUGCGAAAGAGGCGGAAAAGCUCGAGGUAAAGCAGCGCGCGAAGGAAAAGGAAUUGAAAAGCUACGACAAUCUGCACAUGCGCAUGGGCGACUGCGUCAGUACAAACGAUCUCGGGCCCGGGUACACGGGUACGAUAGACGAGUGCCGCGAAGUGGAGGAGGACUUCAUGUAAAUCGUUGCGUAACGGCAGUAUUCAUGCUCCUUUUCGAAGAACUUCAAUGCCCCCUCAAAGAACAGCGACAGCAUUUGUCUUGGGCGACAUAUUAAGAACUCUUGAUGACUGCAGCAUUUACGCAAUAGCAAAAAAAUCAUCACGCAGUGAUUUUUUUCCUUUGAAAGACCCUGAAU